CUCAUAACAUACAAACAACAAACACUCAAUUAUCACAACCGCAAUACCAGAAUAUCAGCCAACAUGGACAAAGCCAAGCAAGCCGUUUCCAGCUUCGUCUCCAAGGACGGUCACCACAAGACCACCGUCGACGAGGAUGUCAACAGAGCUGUCACCGAGGAACAGGUUCGUCCUCACCGUCAUGAGGAGGUGACUACCGCCAUCGACAGGGAAGUCCACCAAGACCACCACCACACGACGGUCCAGCCUCUCAAGGACCGGGAGGUUCUCCCCGAGAAGCAUCACCACAACGUCGUCCCCGUUGCACACAAGACCUUCGAGCACGGAAACGAGAAGGAAACCAAGAACGCCCUCGACCGCGAGCACGCCAAGUUCAAGGACACCUCCGUCACCCACGACACCACCCACACUUCGACAGCGGCCCCCGUCGUCUCUGGCGAGCGCGUCCACCACCACGUCCACGAGCAUAUCCAGCCCGUCAUCCAGAAGGAGACCAUUCAGCCCCACGUCGUCCACACGACCGUCCCGGUCCAUGAGACACACCACGCCAAGCCCGUCCACCACGGCUCCACGACUCUUCCCACCAAGACCCUUGACGAGUUCACGCGGGAGAAGGGCAACCUCGACGGACCCCGCCACCACAAGUACGACGAGUUUGACGGAUGCCCUGACAAGAUCAACAAGGGAUUCGCGGAUUCGGAGCACACGGGAGUAGCCGGAACCCACAACCACUCCCAUGGCCAUUCCCACGGAACUGGUACGGGGGUCGCAGGUGCCGCUGCCGCUGGAGGUGCUGCUGUUGCUGCCAACAAGCACCACAAUGGCAACUCUACCCGAGGUGUUGGCCAGACCGCCAACACUCACCACACUAACGAUGCCACACACGGUACUGCCACUAUGAACAAGGCUGAGCCACGCUUCGGUUCCACUGCCACGGGCACCGACGCUACUCACGAUGCCACGGGCAAGAAAAUUUCCCUCGUGGACAAGUUGAACCCCUUCAAGGACGCCGAUGGCGAUGGCCACAAGGGCAUAAUGAGCUAGAUUGUGGGGUACGAUUCAUUUCGUAGAUAGUGCAUAGUCAACUCCUUGAUAUCCGAUAAUUUAUAUCUGUUAUGAC
This is a messenger RNA of Colletotrichum destructivum, 1120 nucleotides long. RefSeq lists its product as uncharacterized. The transcript has 4 exons. The record is from RefSeq and is a predicted model, not a curated record. The coding region runs from base 64 to 1044 and encodes 326 amino acids. Lineage: Eukaryota; Fungi; Ascomycota; Sordariomycetes; Glomerellales; Glomerellaceae.